Messenger RNA from Pseudogymnoascus destructans, 723 nucleotides. RefSeq names its product mRNA turnover and ribosome assembly protein (gene MRT4). The transcript has 2 exons. Bases 1 to 723 code for a protein of 240 amino acids. NCBI's taxonomy places the organism in Eukaryota, Fungi, Ascomycota, Leotiomycetes, Thelebolales, Thelebolaceae. Gene Ontology annotation, biological process: rRNA processing; ribosomal large subunit biogenesis; nuclear-transcribed mRNA catabolic process. Gene Ontology annotation, cellular component: preribosome, large subunit precursor; nucleolus. Gene Ontology annotation, molecular function: RNA binding. The record is from RefSeq and is a predicted model, not a curated record.
AUGCCUAAAUCCAAGCGCGCCAAGGUGGUCCACCUGACCCAGGUCGACAAGAAGGGCAAGGAGCUCACGCUCAAGCUCUUCGCCAACGUGCAGGAGAGCAUCGACAAGUACCAGUAUAUCUUCGUCUUCAGCGUCGACAACAUGCGCAACACCUACCUGAAGAAAGUGCGCGCCGACCUUAGCGAUUCUCGCCUCUUCUUCGGCAAGACGAAGGUCAUGGCCAAAGCCCUGGGCUCCACCCCCGAAACCGCCUACCAGACCAACACGCACCUCCUCGCGCCCUACCUCGCCGGCAACGUCGGGCUCCUCUUCACCGACCGCAGCCCCGAGGACGUCAGCGCGCACUUCGCCGCCAACACGCCUACUGAUUUCGCGCGCGCGGGCACCCCCGCGACCCGCCGCUUCGCCAUCCCAGAGGGCAUCGUGUACUCGCUCGGCGGGGAGGUGGCGGCUGAGGAUGAUGUGCCGAUGGCGCAUGGACUGGAGCCGGAGCUGAGGCGGUUGAACGUGCCGACGAGUUUGAGUAAGGGGAAUAUCACGCUGCAGAAUGAGUAUGAGGUGUGUCGCGAAGGGCAGGUGCUGGAUAGUAGGCAGACGAGGUUGUUGAAGCUGUUUGGGGUUGCGACGGCGGAGUUUAGGGUGCGUGUUGUGGCGUAUUGGAGUGCGGAGAGUGGGACGGUGGAGGAGGUGGAUGGGGAGGCGCCGGAGGAGAUGGAGGAGUAG